This is a messenger RNA of Arachis ipaensis, 1158 nucleotides long. RefSeq lists its product as uncharacterized. The record is from RefSeq and is a predicted model, not a curated record. Lineage: Eukaryota; Viridiplantae; Streptophyta; Magnoliopsida; Fabales; Fabaceae.
AUGACAAGUGAGGAAGAGAGUUUUCUUGUCUUAGUGCAUUGCUCUAGAAAAAUUCAAAGAAGCAAAAAAUACGGUGUGAAGUUCAUUGACAGAGAAUCGUUGAGUGUAUUUAUCAGUUCAUCAAGCACAUUGUCAGAUGUAAAGAACAGUAUCUUGCAGAAGUUUGGAGUAUUUGGGAACAAGUGGGUGAAGAAGCUAUUCUAUAAGAUUCCCAUCGCAGUUGUGUCGACCGGUGUUAAGUAUGAUACGUUUGUGAUAGCGGCCGAUGAAGAUAUUCGGGUUCUGUUUUAUUGUGUUAGGAGUUUUUCAAAGGUCAGAAUACACAAGCUGUAUGCAAAGUUAGAGGUUGGUGUUGAUAGUUCUGGGGCAUCAGGUCCGGUUCAUAGCUCGACUGCGGUGGGCGGUGCGUCUAGUUCGAUGCCUGCGGCCGCACCAACUGUUUCGCAGCAAACAUUUGAGGUGGAUACUGGUCAUGGCAUUAUUCACGAUGUUCAAGUGUUCGGGGAACCUGAUCGAGUUGAGAAUGCAAUGCAGGACAAUGACUCAGACCAAGAGCCUGUUGAUAUAAUUGGGGAAAGCGACGAUGACACAGAUGCCAAUCCAUAUACACAGCAUGGCCCUUCAAGUUCCGGCACACAGCAGUACCCUCCGCACUUCUCCACUCUAAACUUGGAGGCUUUGGGGCAACAAGCAGACGGAGGUGCUACUAUUGGGGGUUCUUCUACAGAGUUUCAGAUUGGACAAUCAUUCCAGAAUAAAGAUGAAGCUGUUUUGAGUGUGAAGGACUAUAGCAUCUGUCGAGGUGUUGAGUACAGAGUCUUAGAGUCGAAUCAUUUGAAGUAUCGUGGGAAAUGCAAGGAGUUCGGUAAGGGUUGUAGUUGGUUGAUUCGCAUAUCGCUUCGUGCACGAAAGGGCACUUGGGAGGUUAGGAGAUACAAUGGUCCGCACACUUGCUUGGCCACCUCCAUUUCCAAUGAUCAUCGGCAGCUUGAUGACCACGUUAUCUGUGCGAGGAUUUAUCUGUUGGUUAGGGUGGAUGCUGCGGUACCAGUAAAGGUCUUGCAACAAGCAACGGAAGCCGAUUAUGGGUUCAAGCCUAGUUACAGGAAGGUUUGGAUGGCAAAACAGAAGGCAAUAGCACAAAUAUAUGGAGAUUGA